Daktulosphaira vitifoliae (grape phylloxera) is the source of this 4159-nucleotide messenger RNA. RefSeq names its product transcriptional repressor scratch 2-like. The transcript is spliced from 2 exons. Lineage: Eukaryota; Metazoa; Arthropoda; Insecta; Hemiptera; Phylloxeridae. The coding region runs from base 336 to 1787 and encodes 483 amino acids. The record is from RefSeq and is a predicted model, not a curated record. Gene Ontology annotation, biological process: regulation of DNA-templated transcription. Gene Ontology annotation, molecular function: DNA-binding transcription factor activity, RNA polymerase II-specific; RNA polymerase II cis-regulatory region sequence-specific DNA binding.
GAGGGUACGACCGCAGCGUCUGCAACGGUGGCGAUAUAAGUGCUGGCCACCAAACAUUUCCAAACGCACUCGCGUACCAAACACUCGAUCUAGUCGCUUAGGUGCUCCUCUUCACGCUAUCUCUUCUUUCUUUUUCUCUGUUUCUGUUAUCUGUUCUUAUUUAAUUUUUUUUUUCUAACUAGAGACGAUUUUAUAUUUUUCUACGUCCUAUAACCCAAGUUCGUGUGUGCGUGUAUAAUUUUUCGUCUGUCGGGCACCCUUGUCUUCUGACUGUUGCCCCCUUGACGUACCUAAAUUCUUACUUGUGGCGAUUAGUUCUCGAAUGAAGUUUGGCCAUGCCCCGGUGUUUGAUGCCGAAAAAGUGGAAAACGGCCGUGGCCAACGAAUGCUCCUGGGACUACGACAGGCGGCCAGUGUCGCCGACAAGUAAAGGUGGCACACUACAGUGGGAACCACCGGUGGCCGUAAUCCUUCAACAUCAUCACCAACCGGCGAUGCCACCACCGCCACCGCAUCAUCAUCACGCAUGGGGACCUUCGAGCCCACCAGCAGGAGCUACAGCACCAAGUCCACCUCCUUGUUGUACAGGCACAGCUUUUCACUACCUAACAGAGUAUGCGGGAAGUGUAAAAAAUGAAUAUUCGACAUUAACCGACGCACAAACUCCAUCUCCAGCUGAAGUGCCGCCUUCCCAAGACUCUCCUGUCGCCAUCGCUGGUACUCCAGCUCCACCGCCUCUCUUGACUGUUUUCCAAUACCAAAGACCGCGCACUUACACCAGUACGGGGAUAGCGUUAUCUCUACCGCCCAAGAAAAAAGACAUUUACCGGCCAUAUUCUUUGGACGAUCACAAGCCUAAAUGGUCCAGACCCGAAGAAGACAUAAACGCUGCGCAAGCCAUACUUGACCUGAGCGCGUCCACUCCGCCAUCCGUGAAUAGUCAACAGCAACGAACCACCGUGACGGCUGUAAUACCGCAGGCUCCGCUGCCGCAAGCACAGCCACUGCCACAACCACAGCUCCAGCCGACGUCGGAUCCGCCAGCGCCCCAAAGGACAACGACCACUACGGGCAAAACCGUUGCAUACACAUACGAGGCGUUUUUCGUCAGCGACGGUCGGUCUAAACGCAAGUCCUCUGUAUCCGGCGACGAGUGCGGCGUGGAAAAGACCAAUUCUGUGGCGACCAGCGCAGGUACAAAUGCCGCGGCCGUCGGAGGUCGAUCAAAGUACACGUGUUCCGAGUGCGGCAAGCGGUACGCCACGUCGUCCAACCUGUCGAGGCACAAGCAGACGCAUCGCAGUCUAGACUCUCAGUCGGCCAAGCGCUGCAACGUGUGUGGUAAACCCUACGUCAGCAUGCCGGCGUUGGCCAUGCACCAACUCACCCAUAAAUUGACGCACGCUUGUGAUGUUUGUGGCAAAAUGUUCAGUCGGCCUUGGCUGUUGCAGGGCCACCUUCGGUCGCACACCGGCGAGAAGCCUUACGGUUGCGCACACUGUGGCAAAGCGUUCGCCGACAGGUCCAACCUGAGGGCUCACAUGCAAACGCACUCGGGCGACAAAAACUUUGCGUGUCCCCGAUGUUUCAAGUCGUUUGCCCUAAAGUCGUACCUCAACAAACACUUGGAGUCGGCGUGUCUGCCAGUUUCUUCGACCGCCGGCCAGUGUUCGGUCACACCGCCACCCCCUCCACCAGCCGUGCAUCAUCACCACCAUGUGGCCGCCGCUUCAUCGGAAAUCACCAACCUCAACUUACUGCGUCCUACGGUACUACACACAGUCUAAACAUAUCCUCGUCCGUUUCCAUCGAAUAUUUAUCGUUUUCAGUUAAUCAUGUGUACUUAAUUGUAGUUAUCUUUUUAUACAACUAUUCUGGUCAAAUAUUAAUAGUCAAUUUCAAAACUAUGUCUUUAAUGGAACUAAUUGAUUAAUUUUAAAAUAGUCUAUUAUUAAUUUAAGGUAAUAACAUGACAUAUUGAUUGUAAUCGCAAACAUACACAGUCGAACAAUUACUACGGACACUAGUCACAUUUUCUAGUCAAUUCAGAAUAAAAAAAAAAAACAAUUCAAACGCAUGGUAUUAGGUUAUUAGUGAAUACAAGAUGUAACGAUAAUACAAUGUUUUAUCUGCGAAUGGGUGUGCAAUAUGCGUGUGCAUCGUUCGGGCACGCUAAAAAAGUCUGAUGCCGUUUUAUUAAUUUAAAUGACAUUUUUAUUUUUUGUAUUUAUAUUACAUAAAUUUAGACUGGUUUAUUUUUUAAUAAAAAUUAUUACUAUUAUUCUUUUCUCCAUAUUAUAUUAUUAUUAGCGUCAUUAGACAAUUAUUAUAUUUUGCAUGAAAUCAAGUGUUUUAUUUUUGAACGUCAAAGGAAUAAUUAUUUUUAUUAGUUUUGUCGGGAAAAUAUAACGUGCGGUUGGUUCCUAUGUGAUUUAACUUUGGUCUGUCCUUCGUAGCCAACACUAUUAUGACGUGUUCACGCCGACGAUUAAUUCACAUUGUUGUGUAGGUUGCAUUUUAUUUUUUAUUUUCAUAUUCGAAUGCAAUACAAUUUUCCUUUACUGAGAAAAUGUAUACUUCAGAGUGUGCGGUCUAGUCACUUGUUUAGGUUUAGUUGAUUAAUAAUUAUAUACCGAUAGUUAGUAAUGGUAUUUAAUGAGAGAUCUCAAAACAUAGAAGAAAAAAAAAUGGUCAAAUCAUUUUUCUUUUGUAAAUAAUAAUAUUUGAAAUUACAAAAAUUAAAUUAUAUUUAUAGAUAAACUAAAUGACAAAGAUGUAAAACAUAUAUAAAUGAGCCGGUGAAGUAUUUUGUAGUGAAUUGGAUCCUUUGAUGUCUAGACAUAUUUGACUUAUUAUUUUAAUUAGACGGAAGUGAUUAGAGUACAAAAACUGAAACACCAAAAAACAUUUAAUUUUUUUUUUUUUUAGCGUAAAAGUAAAAAUAAUUUAUUAAUAAGACAUAGUAAAAAAAAAGUAAUAAUAAAAAAAAUAAUAACACGUAUAAUAAAAUGUAAUAAUUUUUUUUGUCUGCUCAAUGGUAAAUUAUUUAUAUUGAAUAUUUUAAUAAUUGAUAUAGACAACGUUGUUUGUUUAAAUUUUAUGACUUAAAAUUGUCACUAGACUUAUAUUUGUCCCGUUUUCAUUAUUAUUACAAUAAUUAUUUUAAUGAAGAAAUUUAUAAAUAAUAUUUUAAGUACGUAUUCGACAAGCAAUAAACUUGUAGGGGGUACAACGGGGGCCAAAAUAUGUCAAACGGUUCCCGUGUGUCUCUGGUAGAGAGCGUAGAGCAAUAAUAAUGUACUUGUGAAAUCUAUAGCAAUACUUUAUUGUGUAUAUUUUAAUUUUUUUUUUAUGUUAUAGAUGUUUAGAAUAAAUUUAUAUAGCUCAAUGUGUACCUAUUAUAACGUAGAUAGCGUUGAUGUUAAUAAGUAAAUUAUUUUGAUUUUAUUGUAAAUAAUUUUUAUUAAACCUAAAAAAAAUUUAAUUGGGGUUAGACGCGCGCUGGCCGUUAUUUUUAUUAUUAUUAUUUUUUUUAAUUAAUUAAAUGUUGAAAGAAAAACACAUAGUGGCCUUGAAGAAUUUGACGUUUCUUAGAUUUAAAAUAACCUAUACACAUUAAAAUGUAACAUGUGUACGGAUAAAUGUAUGUAAGAGAAACAAAUACCGUAUUUGUAUUAUUAAAUACUUAUGUAAUAAUUGGCGCUAUACAAUAUCGUGGCCGUCAUAUUAUAUUUUAUUUGUUUGAUUACAUAAUGUUUUUUACGUGGAGUCAGACGUACGCAUAUUAUAUACUUAGUGUAUACUAUCAUAAAAGAAAAACUGUUAAAUUCUCACCGUUAAAUAGCUUUAAACAUUUUGUAAGAUCAAAAACGCAGUAGUUUUGCUCAAUAUUAAUAAAUAUGUAGUGUUUUAAUAAAAAAGUAUUAUUAUUAUUAAGUGAAAAUAUUUAUCAUCAUAUUGAAGUAAUACAUUGUAAUAGAUGUAAUUGUCAGAUUAUUAUUAUUUUAUAUUUAAAUAGCAGUUAAUAGCGCGAAGAUCGUGUGUUUUCUGAUUUUGUAGCGUUGGAAUAAUAUUAAUAAUAAUGAUUAUUACUAUUAUUAUUAUUAUUAUUAUUAUUAUUGUAUAUUUUCAUAAAUAAAAAUUAUUACAUAGUUUUAAA